Molecule: messenger RNA, 2963 nt
Organism: Myotis lucifugus (little brown bat)
Lineage: Eukaryota; Metazoa; Chordata; Mammalia; Chiroptera; Vespertilionidae
Gene: NFE2L1
Product: nuclear factor, erythroid 2 like 1
Exons: 4
Biological process (GO): regulation of transcription by RNA polymerase II
Cellular component (GO): nucleus
Molecular function (GO): RNA polymerase II cis-regulatory region sequence-specific DNA binding; DNA-binding transcription factor activity, RNA polymerase II-specific
Source: RefSeq, a predicted model, not a curated record
UCUGUCUUUCAGGACAUAGAUCUGAUUGACAUACUUUGGCGACAGGAUAUUGACCUGGGGGCUGGGCGUGAGAUUUUUGACUAUAGUCAUCGCCAGAAAGAACAAGAUGUGGAUAAGGAACUGCAAGAUGGAGUGGAGCAGGAGGACACCUGGCCAGGAGAAGGAGAAGAAGUUCUGGCACGAAACCUGCUAGUGGAUGGAGAAACUGGGGAGAGCUUCCCUGCCCAGGUGCCUGGUGGGGAGAACCAGACAGCCCUGUCCUUGGAAUUGUGCCUUAGGCUGCUGGAGGCCACCUGCCCCUUUGGGGAGAAUGCUGAGUUUCCAGCAGACAUUUCCAGCUUAACGGAAGCAGUGCCUAGUGAGAGUGAGCCCCCAGGUCUUCAGAACAACCUCUUGUCUCCUCUCCUGACGGGGACAGAGUCACCAUUUGAUUUGGAACAGCAGUGGCAAGAUCUCAUGUCCAUCAUGGAAAUGCAGGCCAUGGAAGUGAACACAUCAACAAAUGAGAUCCUGUACAAUAACCCUCCUGGAGACCCACUGAGCACCAACUAUAGCCUUGCCCCCAACACUCCCAUCAAUCAGAAUGUCAGCCUGCAUCAGGCGUCCCUGGGGGGCUGCAGCCAGGACUUCUCCCUUUUCAGCCCUGAGGUGGAGAGCCUGCCUGUGGCCAGCAGCUCCACACUGCCCCCACUGGUCCCCAGCAAUUCCACCAGCCUCAACUCCACCUUUGGCUCCACCAACCUAUCAGGCCUCUUCUUUCCACCCCAGCUCAACGGCACAGCCAAUGACACAGCAGGCCCUGAGCUGCCUGACCCACUGGGGGGUCUGUUAGAUGAAGCCAUGCUAGAUGAGAUCAGCCUGAUGGACCUGGCCAUUGAAGAAGGCUUUAACUCUGUGCAGGCCUCCCAGCUUAAAGAGGAAUUUGACUCUGACUCAGGCCUCUCCUUGGACUCUAGCCAUAGCCCUUCCUCCCUGAGCAGCUCUGAAGGCAGCUCCUCCUCCUCUUCUUCCUCUUCUUCCUCUGCUUCUUCCUCAGCCUCUUCCUCCUUUUCUGAGGAAGGUGCUGUUGGCUACAGCUCUGACUCUGAAACCCUGGAUCUAGAAGAGGUGGAGGGCGCUGUGGGCUACCAGCCCGAGUAUUCCAAGUUCUGCCGCAUGAGCUACCAGGAUCCGUCUCAGCUCUCUUGCCUGCCCUACUUGGAGCAUGUGGGCCACAACCACACGUACAACAUGGCACCCAGUGCCCUUGACUCUGACAAGCAGAUGAGCCGGGAUGAGCAUCGAGCCCGAGCCAUGAAGAUCCCCUUCACCAAUGACAAAAUCAUCAACUUGCCUGUGGAGGAAUUCAACGAGCUGCUGUCCAAAUACCAGCUCAGCGAAGCCCAGCUAAGCCUCAUCCGGGAUAUCCGGCGCCGGGGCAAGAACAAGAUGGCAGCGCAGAACUGCCGGAAGCGCAAGCUGGACACCAUCCUGAACCUGAAGCGGGAUGUGGAGGACCUGCAGCGUGAUAAAGCCCGACUGCUGCGGGAGAAGGUAGAGUUCCUCCGGUCCCUGCGGCAAAUGAAGCAGAAAGUUCAGAGCCUGUAUCAGGAGGUGUUUGGGCGGCUGCGAGAUGAGAAUGGGCAACCCUACUCGCCCAGUCAAUAUGCUCUCCAGUACGCUGGGGAUGGUAGUGUCCUCCUCAUUCCCCGCACCCUGGCCGACCAGCAGGCCCGGCGGCAGGAGAGGAAGCCAAAGGACCGGAGAAAGUGAGCCUGGGGAGGAAGGGGGGUUGACACUCACCAAGAUUGAAACUGGAGAAGGGCUGGGCCUGGACCUGGACCUACAGUGGGGGACUUGAAUGCCUUGUUAUCCAAUAGAUCUCAGAUGGGAUGACUGUGGGUCAGUGGACAGGAAGAGGCGGGCAUAGGCACUGUCUGGCUCAGCUUCCCCCACUGGGGAAUGUCGAAGUUGCCAGACUGUCUGGGUGGACAGGGUCUUCACCCAUCCCCCUUUCCUUUGAGGGAAGGGGUGGGGUGGUGAUGGCAUUGAUGGAGGCCGACAAAGGGGAAGGAAGGGACUUGUGAGAGGAGAGAAAAGUAGUAGAAAGUCUCAUUCCAGGAAGAAAUGAAGGAAAGAAAAACCAAAAAAAAAAAAAUCAAAAUCAAAGCUGGAAGAAAAAACUGCAGGUUAAGAUUGAAUCUGGCCAGGAUUCCAGGCAGCAGGUUUUAGGUGGGACUAGGUCAUUGGUGUGAGUAAACCCCACUUCACUCCAGGGGAGGGGUGGACACAGACAAGGUGAGUUCUGGGAAGGGCUUUGUGAACUCUUUCUGCUCCCACACUUUGAUAUCCAUGAAGGGGAGCUCUUAGAUAACUCCUUGAACGUUUCAACACAGGGGAGCUACCAGGACCCGACACCUGUUUAGAGGGUUAGGAUUAAAGGAUACUGAACAGGAAAGGGUCACAAGGCCCCGUAUUGCAGCAGCCCCAACACCAAGCAUGCCACUCACUGUCCCGCCACUCUAUCUCCCUGGUGCCCAGUCACCCCUGAGCUGAGGUUCCCAUGACUUCAUCAGAGCCUGCAUGCAAAUGCUGUUCUCUUCCCUGCCCCUCACCAGCUGCCCAGAGCUCUUCUGUAGCUGGGUGCUGGCAGUGCCCCCAGUGAUGGGCCUACAGCCUUCUGGGGGCUGCUCUGAGGCAGGGGGAUGAUGUGGAAAAGCCAGGUAGUAUUCAGCACAACACUGGGGAGUGACCCCUCAGACCUCCCACCAACAACUGGGCUUGUCACUGGAAAAAGCCAAAACAAAACCCAGCAACAAAAUACUAGUCCUCUUAGAGUUUCUUGCGCUUUGAUUUUUUUAGGGCUUGAGCCCUGUUUCACUUAUAGGGUCUAGGAUGCUUGUGUUGAGUAAAAAGGAGAUACCCCAAUAUUCAAAGCUGCUAAAUGUUCUCUUUGCCAUAAAGACUCCGUGUAACUGUGUGAA